Molecule: messenger RNA, 2036 nt
Organism: Salarias fasciatus (jewelled blenny)
Lineage: Eukaryota; Metazoa; Chordata; Actinopteri; Blenniiformes; Blenniidae
Gene: mdm2
Product: MDM2 proto-oncogene
Exons: 13
Coding region: 187-1689 (500 amino acids)
Biological process (GO): protein ubiquitination; negative regulation of apoptotic process; cell cycle
Cellular component (GO): nucleus
Molecular function (GO): identical protein binding; p53 binding; ubiquitin protein ligase activity
Source: RefSeq, a predicted model, not a curated record
CGCCACGCCCGCUCACCCCGCGUGAACGACCGUGAAUACACCGUGGAUCAGAGUCGGUACUUUCUGAUAAACCUGCAGGAUUUACGCCUUUUGUUGGAUGUUUUCUUCACCCGGGAUACCUGUACAGGAUGAGCUGCUGACACUGUUUGCACUUUAAAACCUGGACCAGGAGAAAUCUUGUCCAUUAUGUCCACUGACAAGGAGCUGGACAGAGUCCACACCCCGGACGACAACAACCUGGUCCGCCCCGGAGUGGAGUUCUGCUCGCUGCUGCAGCUCGCCGGCGCCACCAAAGACGUCUUCACCAUGAAGGAGGUCAUGUUCUACCUGGGCCAGUACAUCAUCCAGAAACAGCUGUACGACCAGAAGCAGCAGCACAUCGUCCACUGCUCCCAGGAUGCACUGGGGCGGGUGCUGGGCGUGGACAGCUUCUCGGUGAAGGAACCACAGGCCCUGUUUGCAAUGAUCACCAAGAACCUGGUGGCCGUGAGGAGUCCAGACUCUCCGACAGGCGGCGGAUCGGCAGGCAGCAGAGCGCCGGACAGAGGAAGAGAGGAGUUCGACGCACCGAGUCGCUCUUCGUCUCCAGACCGCAGGAGAAGACGGAGGAGGAGGCGGAGCCACAGGAGCAGCGAACCAGGCCCCUCCUGCAGCGUGGAUGACGGCGAUGACGAGCAGGAGUCGGAGGCGGAGUCUGAAGACGAGGGGAGGAAGAGGAGGCGGUCUGACAGCUACUCCCUGACCUUCGACGACAGUCUGUCCUGGUGUGUGAUUGGUGGACUGGGAGGUGGGCGGGACCGACACAGCAGCCAAUCAUCCGACUCCCACAGCGGGUCUGCCAGGUCAGAGGUCACGGAGGCGGCCUCAGACUCCGACAGCGAUAACUUCAGCGUGGAGUUCGAGGUGGAGUCCAUCGAUUCUGACGACUACAACGAAGACGACGCCUCGCUGUCUGCAGACGACCAGGUGUAUGAGGUAAUCUUCGAGGCUGAGGACGAAGACUCUUUUGAUGAAGACACAGAGAUUUCUGAAGCUGAUUACUGGCGCUGUGUGAAGUGUGAGGAGCUGAACCCGCCUCUUCCCAGGAACUGUCAGCGCUGCUGGGCUCUGCGUGCUGAUUGGCUGCCUGAGCUGUCAAUCAGCCCCGCCCCCUGCGGCGCCAAAGCUCUGCCCCCAAAGCCCACCGGCCAAUCAGCUGCCAAGGAAGCUUCAGCUUUAGACGUGGAGGACAAUGAAGGUGUGGACGUCCCGGAUGGAAAGAGGUCCAGACCGCCGGCUCUGUCCCAGACCGUGUCCGAGUCCUCGGUGCCGAACUCCCAGGACGCGUUGUCCUCCUCGCAGCCCUCCUCGUCCUCCUUGUCCUCCUCCCAGGAGAAGCUGUGGACUCCAGAGUCGCAGCCGUCCUCGUCCUGCUGCGACUCCCAGGAGCUCGUCCCCCCGGCGUCCCCGACGGACCCGCCGCCGCCCGAGCUGGAGCGCAGCGUGUCGGCGGAGUGGCGUCUUCCCGACUCGUGUCUCGACCCGUGUCUCAUCUGUCAGUCGCGGCCGAAGAACGGCUGCAUCGUCCACGGACGCACGGGACACCUGAUGUCCUGCUACGUCUGCGCCAAGAAGCUGCAGAGGAGGAACAAGCUGUGUCCCGUCUGCCGGAUGCCCAUCCAGACCGUCAUCCUCACCUACCUCAGCUGAUCUGUCCCCCGGAGGACCGGUGGAGGUCGGAGGUCAGCGGACCGGAGCAGUGGACGUCCUCUGGGUCUUGUCCUUGUUUGUUCUUUGAAUCACUAAAGUCUGAAUAGUUGGACUGAAGACAGUCUGGGUCUUCUGGUCUGUCCAUCUCUUGUUUGUCAGUCCACUGCAGAAUGUCUGUUUUUGGGCGUGACCUGUCUCGAUGCACUUGAGUCUGGACGGGGGAUGGGGGACAGGUCUCGGGGACGGGGGACGGCUGGAGUCCCCCUGGAGAAAAAGCCUUUAUUUAUUUAUUGACUGGGCUCUCUGACGCCUGCUUUCUCCUUUUGUUAAAAUGAAUAAAAUUUAAC